AUUCCCUUGCUGCACCUUUUUCUUAUAACCACGGCAGACUUGACACCGUUCCUCUUUUCUUUAUACGAUUAUUUCCGCUUUAUUACUUAACCUAACCCGCUAAACUUUGUCACUGCUUUCUUACUUUCCCUUUGCUUUGCUUACCUCUUGUUCGUCCGUCUUAUAAUCAACGACCCCUGCUCAUUUGCAUCGUAUCCCACAUUUUUAUCCGCCGUUUCUGGAUCUUUGUCCACUUCCGAAUUAUUGGACCCUAACAACCGCACGGAUUCCUUCAAAAAUCAAUGUUAUCAAACAGAGCUCUCGCGUAUCAGGACCCGAAAACCAAGACAUCUAGCGACCAGAGAGGUUUUCAAAAUAGUCCUGAUCAUUCUCUUGAACAACGCGAUAUCGCAGAAGCCCCUUCUUCUUCUCUCAAGGCAUCCGGCUCAACAGCGUGUAGUCCUGCUGUGACAGAAUCUAUUGUCUCAAAACCGGUGCUCGCUACUCAGAACUCGUUCUUGACUACGACAUCGAGUGCAUCGUCCUUUCUGUCGUCAAAGCCUUUUACAACUUCAACGCCUUCUUCCGGCUCUUCUUCACCUUCACUCUCUGCACGCGCGUUCUCGACAGCAUCGACAAAGAACACGUCUUCGUUCCAAAAGGCCGACUCUGUUCCUGCGACUCUAAAUACAUCGAUAACGGCCGAUACCAUCAACAAGGCAGAGGUGCCAACGACAAGUUCAUACGGCUCAAAUAGUCCUAGAGAAACUGCUUUGACCAAAGACAAUAUCCCCACAAGUCCCACAGCUACACCUACCAAUUCUACUUCAAACCAGAACCGUGGGUACCUCUCCACCAUGUAUAGCAGCAAUAACGAUAACAACAGCAAUGGCGUCCUGCGCAGCCCUUCGGUCAGUAGCGCCAGUGGCAGCGGCAGCGGCAGUAAUGAUGCCUCAACUUCGAUUUCGUCUGCGACGACAAUCAUAACCAAUGUGGGUAGUAUGACUGGAGGACUUGGAGGUUCCUCAGGAGUGUCGGACGUCAAGCUAAAGAGGUUUUUGGAACACAAUCAGCGGCUCAAGGAACAGCUCGAGAUGCGCCGCAUCACCGUCUCGGAGGCGAGUCAAAGCUUGAUCAAGUUUGUUACGAGCACCAAGGACUCCUUGAUGCCGAAUCAGUGGGGAAACGCAUCUUCGGAUCCCUUUUUGAAACAGUCUUCUGGAUGCUGUACCGUUUCUUAAAUCGGGCGUCCGUUUAUUUUUCAUAGGUCCCCUUUAGUAUGCUACUGCUGCUGC
Molecule: messenger RNA, 1274 nt
Organism: Gamsiella multidivaricata
Lineage: Eukaryota; Fungi; Mortierellomycota; Mortierellomycetes; Mortierellales; Mortierellaceae
Product: GGL domain-containing protein
Exons: 2
Coding region: 282-1220 (312 amino acids)
Biological process (GO): G protein-coupled receptor signaling pathway
Cellular component (GO): heterotrimeric G-protein complex
Molecular function (GO): G-protein beta-subunit binding
Source: RefSeq, a predicted model, not a curated record